AUGACCGAUCACUAUUCUGAAUCAACAAGGGGAGAUGAGCAGAUAACAACACGAGCACAUUCAGCACUUCCGGCAGCUGUACGACCAAGUUCAGUCACUCACACGGAUGAGCGCGCAGCACCACGAGCUAUCGAACCUGAUCUGGUUGCCAAAGACAGAUACGAUCCGGCCAGUAAAUGCUUUUCAUACGUACCGGCUCGUGCACUCAAUGAACAUUUCACGGCGCCCCGGAAGCCACAGCGUCAAAAAUUUGACGAACCAGCUGUAGCAACAUUGAAUGUAGAGCCGUCACCAUCCGAGAUUGCGUCAGUUCCAGUAAAAUCCACUGAGUUACAGCGACGACCCGACACACCAAAAUGGGAGGACGACAUUGAUAAGGUUACUAUUCAGAAAUUUAACUCAGUUUUGUAAAA
Messenger RNA from Gongylonema pulchrum, 413 nucleotides. The record is from the annotation of a GenBank genome assembly. Lineage: Eukaryota; Metazoa; Nematoda; Chromadorea; Rhabditida; Gongylonematidae.